GGAUUCAUGUGUGUAUUGUUAGUUAGUAUGUAUGUAUAACUGUUUGCGUGUAAUGUUGUUUGGUGGAGGUUUAGACAAAGUGGUUAAGAAGAUAGUCAUCUCGAUAUGGGUGUUUUAACGACAGGUGAUUGUCAGUCAUUGACAUACAAAGAAAUCCAGGUAUGGAAAGAGCAUAUUAAGACUCAUGGAAUCAUCCAGUUUAUCAACUGGUACAACAAAGUGAAAGAUACUAACCACGACACACUUAAAUGGGGAGAUGAGAUUGAAAUGUUCAUGUUGAAGUUUGACAAAAACAAAAAAUCAGUGAAGUUGUUAUUGAAAGCGAAAGAUUUAUUGAAUACUCUCCAAGAAGCUGAAAACCAAAACCCUGGUCAAACAGACACAGCAUGGCGACCAGAAUUCACAGAGUAUAUGAUGGAAUCAUCACCUGGAAUGCCCUAUGGUGGAAAUAUUGCUCAUUUUAAUACAGUGGAAGCGAAUAUGAAAUUGCGACGUGAAGAACUUUUGUCUCUUCUCAAGCAAAAAGAUGAAUUUGUUGUCACAAUGUCGACUUACCCAAGAUUGGGUUGUGAGGAUACUUUUUAUCCACCUUUGGAAAAUAAAGUUGACGAGAACGAUGCUACAAGAUCAAUUUAUGUAUCUGACGAAGUUCUCAAUCAGCUGCACCCAAGAUUCAAAAAUCUUGCCAAGAUGAUUACAAUGCGUAAAGAGAGAAAAGUGUACGCGGAAGUACCAAUUUUUCGAGAUACGAACACACCAUCCCCAUUCAUGGAUAAAGUUUCAGAUGAUGCAGUUGAAGAUAAAGAAGUAUUAUUGCCAGAUCAUGUUCAUAUGGAUAGUGUGACGCAGGGAUUGGGUUGCGGUUGUCUCCAGGUUACCUUUCAAGCAUGUAACGUACCUGAAGCAAGAGUACUGUAUGAUCAACAAGCUGUUCUCGCACCUAUUGCUAUGGCACUGUCAGCCAGCUCUCCCUGUGUUAAAGGCUACCUUAUCGAUACUGAUACAAGAUGGAACAACAUCUCCAUGUUGUGUGAUGAUAGGACAGACGAAGAAUUAGGAAAAGUGCCAUUGAAAACCAAACAAUUUCGAAUUCCAAAAUCUCGCUAUGGAAGUGUAGAUAUGUUUAUUUCUCCUGACGGAGAGAAAUAUAACGAUACCCCGGUUGUGUACAGAGACGAUCACUUGAAACUUCUCCUUGAUGCAGGCAUUGACCGCCAAAUGGCUGAACAUGUCGCCCAUUUAUUCAUCCGAGAUCCUUUGGCUGUAUACAAAGGUCAGCUAGAUAUUGGAGACGAAGACGAGACCGAUCAUUUUGAAAAUAUCAAUUCAACCAACUGGCAAACGGUUCGUUUCAAACCACCGCCACCUGGAAGUGAUAUUGGAUGGAGGGUUGAGAUGAGACCGAUUGAGACCCAACUGACAGAUUUUGAAAAUGCUGCAUAUGUUACGUUUAUUGUGUUGUUGACAAGAGUGAUUUUGUCAUACGAUCUAAACCUUAUCAUACCGAUGUCGAAAGUUGAAGAAAACAUGAAGAGAGCUGUAAAGAGAGACGCUGUGUCAGAACAAAAGUUUUACUUCAGAAAGAAUCUUGCAAAAGGAAAAGAUGAAAGUGAUGAAUAUGAAGAAAUGACAAUGGAUGAAAUCAUCAAUGGAAAAGGAGAAGAAUUUCCUGGCUUGAUCGGGGUUAUUGAUUUUUAUCUGAGUCAUUUAGACAUUGAUGUUGACACUCGAUGCACCAUCACUCAAUAUCUGAAACUCAUUCGUGGACGUGCUUCAGGCGAACUGAUGACAACAGCCAAAUACAUUCGCAAUUUUAUCCGAAGCCAUCCAAAAUAUAAGUUUGAUUCUGUUGUCACAGACGAAAUAAACUACGAUUUGAUGGAGAAAUGCGCGAGAAUCACAAAAGGAGAAGACACAUGUCCAGAGUUAUUUGCUGAUCCGAACACGAAGACGUGUCACAUUGUGCAUGAAUCAUGCAAAAAGAUGUUGGAAGAGGUGGAAAAGAUAACCAAGAGUUUACCUGGAAGGAAAACAUCUGAACUAUACGUUCAAUAAGCAAUAGCUAUAAAAGUAUAAAGAACGUCUGGAAGACUAUUGUUAUCUUUGAAAGCUCAUGCUUUGUUUGCAGUCACUGAAAACCAAAAAAAAUCUCCUCAUAUAUUUCUUUGUUAUUUAGAAAGUUGUUUUAAUGAAUCACAUCAGCUACCAAUAGUUGCCUUAACACUUGGUUGUUUCCGUGCACGUACUUGUGUUGAAACUAGUAAAAGCUAAAUUAUAGCUAUCUCUGUUUUCUUGGUUUCCACAAAUGAGUACGAUAACAAUUCUACCGCCAAAAUAUUGCAAUCUGGAUGCAAUAUUAUUUAAAAUAAUUAGAACACGUAUGUUAUAUAAAAUUUUGUUUUUAAUUACUAUUAAAACCUUUACUAAUAGAUGUAAAAUAAAAAUAUUGCAUUUUUUUUUAAUGUUGUAUAAGAAUUGUAAUGUGAAAAACAAUUAUUUCUAGAAAA
Hydractinia symbiolongicarpus is the source of this 2507-nucleotide messenger RNA. RefSeq names its product glutamate--cysteine ligase catalytic subunit-like. The record is from RefSeq and is a predicted model, not a curated record. Lineage: Eukaryota; Metazoa; Cnidaria; Hydrozoa; Anthoathecata; Hydractiniidae. The transcript has 17 exons. Gene Ontology annotation, molecular function: glutamate-cysteine ligase activity. Bases 106 to 2055 code for a protein of 649 amino acids. Gene Ontology annotation, cellular component: glutamate-cysteine ligase complex. Gene Ontology annotation, biological process: glutathione biosynthetic process.